UUGUCCUUUAAUAACCAAUCAAAAUACUAAGAACAAUAUUAAUUUUACACCAUUUUAUUCAAAAGUUAAUAUCUUUAAGGGAAAUAUUUCAAAAUGGCAACAAUUCACAAAUGAUAAUAGUAAAUAAAAAAAUUAAAAAAAAAAAUUAAAAAAUCACACAAAUAUCCCUCUUUCACAUAAAAUUCUCACAUCACAUAGUUGAAGAAGAAACAGCUUCACCUUCUCUUGUCAGUUGUCACUAUAAACACCCCAAAUGCCUUCCAUGCUCUUUCUCUCUCCUCUUCAAUCCCCUUACUCUCCAUGACACUCCAACCCCUUCUCAAUUUCAAUUUUAGGGUUUUCUCUCUCGUUUCUCUUCACUCUUUUGCUGUUUCAAUUGGGUUUUUGAUUAAUUUUUCCGGGUUUUUGUUUAAUUUUUAAGGGGUGAUUUUGAUCUGGGUUUUUCUUAUUUGGGUCUGUGGAGAAAUAGGGGAGAGAAUUUUUGAAAAAUGGAGGAGGGGUUUUGUAAUUGGGGAGUGAUCCGAUCUCUUCUUGCUAUUGUUCAAUGGUGGGCUUUCAAUGUCACUGUUAUCAUCAUGAACAAAUGGAUCUUUCAGAAACUGGACUUCAAGUUUCCUCUUACAGUAUCUUGUGUCCACUUCAUAUGCUCUUCCAUCGGAGCUUAUGUGGCAAUUAAGAUUAUGAAGGUAAAACCUUUAAUAACAGUUGACCCUGAAGAUCGCUGGAAAAGGAUAUUUCCCAUGUCAUUUGUCUUCUGCGUCAACAUAGUCUUGGGAAAUGUGAGUCUUCGAUAUAUACCAGUCUCCUUUAUGCAAACUAUCAAAUCCUUCACUCCAGCAACAACUGUUAUUUUGCAGUGGCUCAUAUGGAGAAAAUACUUUGAGUGGAAAAUCUGGGCAUCUUUGGUCCCAAUUGUUGGUGGGAUUCUUUUAACUUCUAUGACGGAACUUAGUUUCAACAUGUUUGGAUUUUUGGCUGCUUUGUUUGGUUGCUUGGCGACCUCAACCAAAACUAUUCUUGCAGAGUCUCUUUUGCAUGGCUACAAGUUUGAUAGCAUAAAUACUGUCUACUACAUGGCCCCUUUUGCGACAAUUAUUUUAGCAUUACCAGCUUUGGUACUUGAAGGUCCUGGAGUGAUUGUAUGGCUUAACACACACCCUUCAGUCUUCUCUUCUAUGAGCAUCGUCUUUGGCUCUGGAGUAUUGGCUUUCUGUCUCAAUUUCUCCAUCUUUUAUGUUAUUCAUUCUACUACAGCAGUCACGUUCAACGUUGCUGGAAAUCUCAAGGUUGCUGUUGCCGUUCUCAUUUCAUGGCUGAUAUUCAAAAACCCAAUAUCAGGUUUGAAUGCACUUGGGUGUGCUGUAACCCUGGCUGGGUGUACUUUCUAUGGCUAUGUGAGGCACUUGAUAUCACGACAACCGCCCGGCACACCAAGAACACCCAGGACUCCACGGAGUCGGACAGAAAUGAUCCCCCUUGUGAAUGAGAAGUUAGAUGACAAGGUCUGAAUCAAAAGUAGCAUAUUGCAGGUAAAUUCAAGGUGCUUGGAAUAGGUUUAUAGGAAGACAACAUAGGUGAUAACGAUGAUAUUUAUUUCUUUGUUGUGUAGACAUGAUUAGAUUCUUAUAAUUCAAUAGAUGCUUCUUUUCUAACCCUUCAUACAUAUAUAUAGAGGAAAAAAAGGUAGUAGUUCUAGAAGUAUUGAUUGUUUAGGAAGUUCUUCAAUUUCUGAAUUUACCAUCGCCAGUAUGUGCUUUAUACAGUAUGUUUUGUUAGAGCUGUUGCCCUCUUGCUCUGAAAAAUAUACUUCCAUAUUCUCCG
Messenger RNA from Chenopodium quinoa (quinoa), 1821 nucleotides. Its product is annotated as UDP-galactose transporter 1-like. Gene Ontology annotation, molecular function: antiporter activity. Bases 489 to 1508 code for a protein of 339 amino acids. Gene Ontology annotation, cellular component: Golgi apparatus. The record is from RefSeq and is a predicted model, not a curated record. The transcript has 5 exons. NCBI's taxonomy places the organism in Eukaryota, Viridiplantae, Streptophyta, Magnoliopsida, Caryophyllales, Amaranthaceae.